Molecule: messenger RNA, 1491 nt
Organism: Globicephala melas (long-finned pilot whale)
Lineage: Eukaryota; Metazoa; Chordata; Mammalia; Artiodactyla; Delphinidae
Source: RefSeq, a predicted model, not a curated record
AUGCAGCGGGCGCGCCCCUCGCCGGCCGGGGCGCCGGGCGGGCGGGCGGGCGGGCGGCGAGGCGCCGGGGCGCGGCGGGCAGAGUUGGGGCGCCUGCUGCCCCGCGCGCGCGCCCCGAGCGCGUCCCCUCCCGCCCGCUGCGCCUGCGCACUGGCGCCGCCCGCGCCCCGGCCCCGGUCCUCCGGAGACCGCGCUGCGACAGCCGAGCUCGGAGCCGCGGGCCUGGGCGCGCGAGGCACACGCGCGCGCCCCGGCCCGCACCCCAACGCCGCAUCCCAGGCCCCCCGCCGCCGGAGGGGCCGCGUAAACCUCGGGCACCCACCUAGCCCGCUCCCGGCCUCAGUUUCCCCACUGGUGCGCAGUGCCACGCACUGCAUUCGAGUUAGCCGGGUCCUGCUGCGGCUACCGCGCUCCUCGUGGGUGAAGAAGCCCGAUUCGUAUGUUUUUAAUGAUGGCAGUUCCAGGGAGCUAAUGAAGCUGACGGGAACAAUUCCUGUGCCCUAUAGAGGUACACAUAUAAAUAAGCCAAUAUGCCACUGGCUGCUGGACACAUGCCCGUAUAAUCCCCCUAUCUGUUUGGUGAAGCCUACUAGUUCAAUGACUAUUAAAACAGGAAAGCAUGUGGACGCUAACGGGAAGAUAUAUCUUCCUUAUCUACACGAAUGGAAACACAGUCAGACGGGGCUUAUUCAAGUCACGAUUGUAGUGUUUGGAGAAGAACCUCCAGUCUUUUCUCAUCCUACUAUCUCAGCAUCCUAUCCACCAUACCAGGCAACAGGGCCACCAAAUACUUCCUACGAGCCAGGCACACCAGGUGGAAUUUCCGCAUACCCAUCCAGAUACCCUUCCAAUCCCAGUGGUGACCCAGGCCGUCCUUACCCACCUGGCGGUCAGCAUCCUGCCACCACAGGUUCCCAGUACCCUUCCCAGCCUCCUGUGACCAUUGUUGGUCCCAGGAGGGAUGGCACAAUCAGCGAGGACACUGUCCGAGCCUCUCUCAUCUCAGCAGUCAGUGACAAACUGAGAUGGCGGAUGAAGGAGGAAAUGGAUCGUGCCCAGGCAGAGCUCAAUGCCUCGAAACGAACAGAAGAAGACCUGAAAAAAGGUCCCCAGAAACUGGAAGAGAUGGUUACCUGUUUAGAUCAAGAAGUAGCUGGGGUUGAUAAAAACAUAGAACUUUUGAGAAAGAAGGUUGUAGAACUCAGUUCUACUCUGGAGAAAAUGGAAAAUCGAUCUGAAAACAAUGAUAUUGAUGAAGUUAUCAUUCCCACAGCCCCACUAUACAAACAGAUCCUAAAUCUGUAUGCAGAGGAAAAUGCUAUUGAAGACACUGUCUUUCACCUGGGAGAAGCCUUGAGGCGGGGAGUAAUAGACCUGGACGUCUUCCUGAAGCAUGUAUGUCUUCUGUCCUGCAAACAGUUCCAGCUGAGGGCAUUAAUGCAGGAAGCAAGAUACACUGCCAGUCUUAGUGACCUCUGCUGCCUCCUGUGA